UACCGGGAGAAAAAUAUCAAUUAUCUGCUUCAGAUCGAAACAGAUAUCAUUCAUCUCCAUGGAUUCGAAGAAGUCUAACAAAAUCAGAGAGAUUGUUAGGCUUCGGCAGAUCCUCAAGAAGUGGAGAAAGCUUGCCAACACGUCAAAAGCCACGAGCAGCAGCAGCAGCAGCAAGAGUAUGAAGUUUCUCAAAAGAACACUUUCUUUGUCAGAUAACAGCUCUACUCGGGAAGCCUCCGCCAUUAAUGGAGUCCCGAAAGGCUAUCUCGCCGUUUGUGUUGGAGAAGAGCUAAAGAGAUUUGUAAUACCGACCGAGUGUUUGGGUCACCCUGCAUUUCACGUUUUACUUAGAGAAGCGGAGGAGGAGUUUGGGUUUGAACAGACGGGUGUUUUGAAGAUUCCUUGUGAAGUUCCUGUUUUCGAGAAUAUUUUGAAGAUGGUGGAGGAAAAGAAGGACGUGUUCUUCAUGCAGGAAUGUAGGUUUGGACAGCUUCCUCAUUCUCACCAUCCACAGAGUCCAAUGUGCAGAUGAUAACUUUUGAAAUUUUCAGUUUUCUUUUUUUGACGACACCUGUUCAUGUCGUUUCUUUAGAGGAGGGAGGUCAUGUUUCAGAGUGAGAAAGAAGGAGGGGGAGAUUUUAAUAAGUUGUAACAGUAAGUUAUUAGCUAUUUGAAUAUUAUUAGUGAA
This is a messenger RNA of Juglans regia (Persian walnut), 688 nucleotides long. Its product is annotated as auxin-responsive protein SAUR72-like. Gene Ontology annotation, biological process: response to auxin. The transcript has a single exon. Bases 59 to 532 code for a protein of 157 amino acids. Lineage: Eukaryota; Viridiplantae; Streptophyta; Magnoliopsida; Fagales; Juglandaceae. The record is from RefSeq and is a predicted model, not a curated record.